Linum trigynum is the source of this 1543-nucleotide messenger RNA. The record is from the annotation of a GenBank genome assembly. NCBI's taxonomy places the organism in Eukaryota, Viridiplantae, Streptophyta, Magnoliopsida, Malpighiales, Linaceae.
CGGCCAGAGAUUUUUUUCUUUUGUUAUAUUAGUGCUUUUAAGUUUUAACAAACAAAAAAACAAAACAACACAUGAUCUACGCUUUUGGUUUUCAGAGAUUUAUUAUUAAUUACUGCAUCCUAAUCUCCUGGAUUCUGCCCACAACGAUCUCAUCUCACCAUGUGACUCACUCACCGGUUUCAUCAACUUGACACUCUGAUUUUUCCGAGGUCGAUGGGAAGGAAUCAAACAAUCAAUCUCUCUUCCACCUCCCGCAUCACUCAUUCAUUCAUGUUCAGAUUCCAUUUCCCCAUCCACGUUCACCCUAAAAUUAAUUAUUAUAUUCCAAACCUACUUGCCUACUUCCACUUCCAAACAAAAUUGGCACCCCAUUUCAUGCCAAAACUAUGUGUAUAUGUUUAUUCCUCUCCGCUCACUCACGUGACUACAAAGAUUAUGUUCAGUCACUUCUGAUCUGCGAUGGGGUUUUUUUUUUUUACUGCUACGAGUUCAAAAUUUUUUUAACAGUUACCAAUUUUACCGGCAGGUGGUCGACGAUCGCGGCAAAAUUACCGGGGCGGACGGACAAUGAGAUCAAAAAUGUGUGGCACACCCACUUGAAGAAGCGCGCCAUGAACCAAACUGACGACCAGACUACUACUACUUCUACCAAGCGACGAUCCGCUUCCCUAAAAUCAAAGACCGCAAGGAGCAAUACCGAUCAAGAACCGAAACCGCCGGCGGAAACAUUGUCAUCUCCGCCUGUUGCUUUACUCAGGCAGUGCUCCAGCGACGACGUGUCUACCCUGACGACGGCCACGACGGGGGACGACAACGGUGGGACCAACAGCGGCGCGAAGGCUGAUGAGGAUUUGUCGUCGUCCACGGAGGAGAUGGACGAGAGUUUCUGGUCGGAGGUCCUGUCGGCCGAUAACUCCACCGCGCCCGGCCCGGAUGCGGAGCUUGGACCCGGGCUAUACGAUCCGUUUGUAGGUAGUGAGGGUGAUGGGCCGGCGGCGGCGGCAGCCCUGGCCCACUCGAAUGUGGACUACAGCAGCAUGGACUUUUGGUACAACCUUUUGACUGCUGACAAUAAGGAGCUAUCCGAGCUCCCGCCCAUUUGAGAAAUGCAUGUUUGUUUUAAUUCCCCCACUUUUCUUAGAAUUUAGGCAGGGAGGGUCUGAUUAGUGUUUAGUGAGUUCUUGGGGCCGAUUCCUAAUUCCAAUCUGAUCUUUGGUUUUUCCUUCUCUGUCAAGAAUUUCUUCAGAUUGGACACUUUUGUUGUGGUUUUGCUGUUCAAUUUGUCCACUGGUACUUCAGAGUAGGCUGAAACCAAACUGAAAGAAGCUAGAAAAAAGUUUGGAAACCUUUAACAAAGCCCAUUCUCAUGUCUUGUCAUCUUUGCAACAUGUGAACUUCUGAUGGCUUCGACAUAUGGCCUGUAGCCUGUUCAAUGUCAUAUCAUCUACUAGUUCAACAUGGUACUAGAGUGUACAUCUAAAUGAGAUGAUACAACCAAAAUGUGACAAGUUAUAGAUUUAGAAAUUAAAACAUCAUAAUUUAC